Brugia pahangi is the source of this 4002-nucleotide messenger RNA. The record is from the annotation of a GenBank genome assembly. Lineage: Eukaryota; Metazoa; Nematoda; Chromadorea; Rhabditida; Onchocercidae.
AUGAAUGGUUUUGCAACAGUUAAUCGAGGGAAGCUAUUUACUGCUGAAAAUUAUAAGAAAGGUACACGUAUAUGGUUGAGAGAUUCAGAAAAAGUUUGGAUAGGUGGUGAAUUAUUAGAUGACUUUAAGUUUAAUUCACGAAAUAAGGUACAGCUACAAGAUGGACAAGUGAUUGAAAUUAUGGUUGACGAAUCAGAAGAACUUCCAUUCUUACGUAAUCCAGAUGUGUUACUUGGUUGCGAUGAUUUGACAACAUUAAGUUAUUUGCAUGAACCUGCCGUUCUCAAUCAUCUUAGUUUUCGAUUUGUUAAACGAGAAGCAAUUUACACUUAUUGUGGUAUUGUUUUAGUAGCUAUUAAUCCGUAUGCAAAUUGUUCACAACUUUACGGAGAUGACGUUAUACAGGUAUAUCGUGGUGUUGGUAAACAAGUACGAGAACUUGACCCUCAUAUUUAUGCUGUCGCUGAAGAAGCAUUUUAUGAUUUAUCUAAAUUUGGUAAAGAUCAAUCUGUUAUUGUUAGCGGUGAAUCUGGUGCUGGCAAGACAGUUUCUGCUAAAUUUGUUAUGAGAUAUCUGGCAUCAGUGGCAUGUUCAUCAUCGAGCAAAUCAUACGGCAGUAAACCGGUGGCAGGUAUUGAGGAUCGUGUUCUGGCAUCAAAUCCAAUAAUGGAAGCAAUCGGAAAUGCGAAAACAAUUCGAAAUGAUAAUUCUUCUCGUUUUGGAAAAUAUAUACAAAUUGAUUUCAAUGAUCAUUUCGGUAUUGCUGGUGCUGAGAUGAGAACUUAUUUGUUGGAAAAAAGUCGUGUCGUAUUUCAGGCAGAAAAUGAACGCAACUACCAUAUUUUUUAUCAGAUUUGCGCAUCACGAUCGCAUGCUCUUUUGAAAGACCUUAAACUAGGUGAUUGGCGUUCAUAUUUUUAUACGUGUCAAGGAAACAGCGGUGAAAUAGAAACAGUUGACGAUCAGAAUGAUUUCCUACAAACGCUGGCUUCUCUUGAUCUUCUUCGAAUUUCAACGGACACUCAAAAGUCGAUACUUCGUUUGUUUGCGGGUCUUCUUCUGUUUGGCAAUAUAAGAUUUGCUGAUAGAUCCAAUGAAUGUACAAAAAUUGAUCAAAGUAGUUCCGAUACAAUCAGUCAACUGUGUGAAAAGAUGUACGAAAUAAACGAAAACGAUUUAUGCAUGUGGUUAAUUGUUCGCGAAAUUAUUGCUGGAGGUGAAUCUGUUCGGAAACCACUGACUACUGCUGAAGCAGUAGAACGCCGGGAUGCGUUAGUUAAGAUUCUUUAUGCCGCAGCGUUUUCUUGGAUAGUUAAAAAAGUAAACGAAGCUUUGGGAGAACAAUUGAAAAACAAUAAAUCAAAGAACACUAAACGGUUCAUUGGAGUUCUCGACAUAUAUGGAUUUGAAACUUUGGAAGUUAACAGUUUCGAACAGUUCUGCAUUAAUUAUGCGAAUGAAAAACUUCAACAACAAUUUUGUCAGCAUGUAUUUAAACUUGAACAGUCGGAAUAUGAACGAGAGGAGAUUGACUGGAUACGGAUUGAUUUUUACGACAAUCAGCCAUGUAUUGAUUUGAUAGAAGGUAGACCUGGCAUCAUUGAUUAUCUUGACGAGCAAUGCAAGAUGGGUCAGGGAACUGAUCGAGAUUGGUUAGAAAAAUUACGAACAUGCCAAAUGCUCAAAAAAGCGCAACAUUUCCAGUUACCGAAGAUAAAAAAUCCAACAUUCAUAAUCAGACAUUUUGCUGCCGAUGUUACUUAUAAUGUGGAUGGUUUCUUGGCGAAGAAUAAGGAUACAAUAAGUCAACAAUUAAUAGCAGUUAUGAAGAAUAGCAAGUUUGACUUAAUGCGUGAGAUACUGGAUGUCGAGAAUGACAAAAAGCCAUUCGGACGUGGGACCAACUUUCUUAUACCCAAUACCGAGCAUUCCAUGAAGAAAUCCGUCUCUUUCCAGUUUCGUGAUUCAUUGCGUGACUUAAUGGCAGUUCUAAGUACCACACGGCCACACUACGUACGUUGCAUCAAGCCAAAUGAUGAGAAAUUACCAUUUACAUUCACACCUAAACGAGCUAUUCAACAGCUUCGAGCUUGCGGAGUUCUUGAAACGGUGCGUAUAUCAGCUGCCGGAUAUCCUUCAAGAUGGAUGUAUGAAGAUUUUUCUCGGAGGUACCGAGUUCUUUAUCCAGAAAAGAAGUUAUGGCUAGAAGAGCCAAGAAUUUUUGCAGAAAAAGCAUGUAGUAAAUAUCUUGAGAAUAAAAUGUAUGCUUUGGGUAAAACAAAGGUAUUCUUUCGAACUGGACAGGUAGCUUUAUUGGAAAGAAUACUUCACGAAAAAUUAGCAAAUUCAACAAUAAUGAUUCAGAAGAUUUGGAAAGGUUACAUUUGUCGAAAAAAAUAUCAAAAUAUCAAAGAAUCAUUACUGAAAAUUCAGCUUUAUUCGCGUGCAUUCCUAAUGUACAGACGCAUGAAAUAUAUUCAAAUGUAUCGUGCUGCAGUUUGCAUACAAACUGCAUUUCGUCGCUACACAGCACAGCAUCGUUACACAUUACUGAAAGCAGUUAUUAUCAUGAUACAAACUCAUUAUCGAGCAUCGCUUAUACGUCAAAAAAUAGAAAAGUUACGGCACGAGCAGAAAGCAAUCGUAAUUCAAAAAUAUUGUCGUGGCUGGCUAGUGAGGCGUCAUCAGAUCGAUCAUAACAAAAAGAUCGUCAUGAUACAAUGUCAAGUGCGACAAUGGCUUGCAAGGAGGCGUCUACGUGAAUUGAAGAUUGAAGCUCGAUCUGUUGGACAUUUGCAGAAACUAAAUAAAGGCCUUGAAAAUAAGAUCAUUUCGUUGCAGCAAAAACUCGAUUUCAUGACUGCAGAAAAUGGUCGAUUAUGGACAAUUUCAGCAGAAGCUGAUAAAAUGCGGGUAGAAAUGGCAAAUUUGGAGACACAAAGAUGUGUACUGCUGGCUACCAAAGCACAUGCGGAAGAUUUGGAAGCAAAAGUGAAAUUAUUAGAAGCUAGUCGGAAAGAAGAAGCAGCAAAGAAUAUUAAAUUAGAGGAAGAACUACAAAAUACGAAAGAUAGAUUGAAAAUGGAAUUUGAAGAAACAAUUGCGAAAAUAAAUGCUUUGAACACUGAAUUGUCAAAUCUUCGUACUCGUUACAAUAAUUUAAUGAAGCAGAAGAAAUUGGUGGAUGUUGAAUUAGCUAAAGAGAAGAACCGUUACUUGGCAUCGGAACAAGAAAUAUCACAGAUGCGUGAACAGUUGCUUGCAAAUGCUAAUCUUUUAGCUAGUCCAGCAUUAAGUCGAACUGGAAGCAUGCGACUUACACAAAAAAAUUUGAAUCAAUCAAUUUUGAUCGGUGAUACAAAUGGCAAAAUAGUUACCAUUGGUUUAGACAGUAAUGAGAUUGAUGAAGUGGUCCUUAUAUUGAAGCAACAACAUGUUAUUAAUUCUCUUCGCUCCAAAAUGGAGCAGAUUUCAAGAGAAAACGAUCGUUUGAAAUCAAUAAUGGAUGCUAAUUUGCUGGUUGAAAAUUUAGAUAAGCGAAUUGCUAUGAAAGCUUUUGAUGCUCAGCGAAUGCAAGAACUUGAAUUGGCAUAUAAGAAGCUUAAAGACGAAGUGGAACGAUUACUUGAAGAGAAAGUGCAAAAUGGCUCUGAAGCAAUGAAUUUUCGAUCAUUUGUUGAAAAAAUAGUAGAAGAAAAUGAUAGGCGUCGAGAAGAAGCUGUUGAAUUACGAGCCAUAUUGGCUGCACGAUUUGAACAACGAGCUCAAGUUUCAAAUUCAUCACGUCCAGAUGGUGACCAAUGGUCUAGCACACAAAGCGAUGAUAGUUUCUGCAGUGAUUUGGAUGAAGAAUUGAACUUAGGAAGACAAUGUCGCCAGUUGAAGUUACAUAUACAAAUGCUUUCGCGAACAAUCACUGAAAGGAAUGCAGAAAUUGAGCGAUUGGAACAGCGUUUAAAUGAAUUCACAACUUCAAAGGUAAGCAAACAUUUAGAAUUUUAA